UCCGUUGCAUAGCCUUGUCAUUAAGAAAAAGCAGCAGGAGUGGGAGGUUGUGGACCUCUUCUCAUCUUUGUGCACACUGUUUUGGACCCAGGGAUGAGACAGUCCCAACAACAGUGAGACCCACAGCACUCAUGCUUUCUCUCUCCCCUCCACUUCACCCUCUGACUUACACUCACUGCUCUCCUUUGGAUUAUUGCUUUGUUCCGAUGCUGAAGACACAUGUGGACGAUUGAGAGGAGAAUCUGCAAGGAGGAUUAACUCUGCAACAUUUUUUUGAACCAACAUUUUUAUUGAAGUUGGUUUUAUUUAUCAUCUCAUCUGUAUGAGGUUUCCUUCAGCUGGAAUAAUGCCUUUGUGCUGGAGUAGAAGCUCCUGGUUUCCUGUGGUGAUUGGUGCUGCGCUGGUUGUUCUUGCUGCUGGUAACGCUGGACCGAACCAGGACAGGAGGCAGGCUGGGUCGUCCUCAUGCUUUGGAGGCUUUGAUCUUUACUUUGUUUUGGACAAAUCUGGGAGUGUACAGAAUCACUGGACCGAAAUCUACCACUUUGUUGAACAUCUAGCUCAUAAAUUCAUAAGUCCACAGUUGCGAAUGUCCUUCAUUGUGUUUUCCACUGAGGGAAGGAUCUUAAUGAGCCUGACAGAAGACAGGGAACGCAUUCGCAAAGGUCUGGAGGAGCUCCAGAGGGUACGUCCCGGGGGAGACACCUUCAUGCAUGAGGGCAUCCUCAGGGCCAGCGAGCAGAUAUACUAUGGAAACACUGAAGGUUAUCGCACUGCCAGCGUUAUCAUCGCUCUCACAGACGGAGAGCUGCACGAGGAUCUUUUCUACUACGCUGAGAGGGAGGCCAACCGCUCCCGAAGCCUGGGUGCCUCAGUUUACUGCGUGGGGGUGAAGGACUUCAAUGAGACACAGCUGGCAAAGAUUGCUGACAGUAAGGACCAUGUCUUCCCUGUAAACGACGGAUUUGAGGCCUUGCAGGGGGUCAUCGACUCGAUCCUGAAGAAGUCUUGCAUCGAGAUCCUGGCGGCAGAGCCCUCGAGUAUCUGCGCAGGAGAGUCCUUCCAAGUGGUGGUGAGAGGAAAUGGCUUCCUCCACGCCCGCAACGUCGAUAAGGUCCUGUGCAGCUUCCGCAUCAACGACACCGUGACGAAGAUGGUGAAGCCUUUGGUUGUGGAAGAUACGUAUCUCCUCUGCCCUGCACCAGUGCUUCAAGAUGAGGGGAUGGCAGCAAACCUUUAUGUCAGUAUGAACGAGGGUCUCAGUUUCAUCUCCAGCUCGGUCACCAUUACCACUGUGGGCUGUUCUGAUGGGACCAUCCUGGCCAUCGCUCUGCUCAUCCUGAUGCUGCUCCUGGUCUUGGCUCUCCUCUGGUGGUUCUGGCCUCUCUGCUGCACUGUGAUCAUCCAUGAACCCCCGCCGCCGGCUGUGGAGGAGAGUUCGGAUGAUGAAGACUUUGAAGCCCCCAAGAAGAAAUGGCCGACUGUUGAUGCCUCCUACUACGGAGGAAGAGGAGUUGGGGGAAUCAAAAGGAUGGAGGUUCGCUGGGGCGAGAAAGGCUCCACUGAAGAAGGAGCAAAGCUGGAAAAGGCCAAAAAUGCCAAAGUGAAGAUGCCAGAGCAGGAGUACAUGCCGCCGCCCAUGCGGGUUCUCAACAACGGCAUGCACAAACCCCCGGGGCCGCGCAAGUGGUACUCACCCAUCAAGAGCAAACUGGACGCACUGUGGGUGCUUUUAAGAAAAGGCUAUGACCGUGUGUCUGUAAUGAGACCUCACCCAGGCGACAAGGGCAGAUGCAUGAACUUCACUCGCAUCAAGUCUCCACCUCCUCACUACCCACACUACAACCACCAACCGUCUCCCAUCUACAACCCUCCACCUCCACCAAAGGGCACCCUCCCACCGACCCCCGGCAGCCCUCCAUCGUCUCCAUCAUUCUCCACCUCCAACCUUCCACUGCUGCCUCCGACACCUCCUCCCACCUCUAACAGUCCCUCCCCUCCCCUCACGCCUCCCCCCUACACGCCACCUCCAAACCGAGCUCUUCCCCCGACCCUGCACAUACCUGCCCCGCCGGCGCUCCCGCCCACCCCUCCGCCCUCUGCCUCCCCCACCUGCUCCCUGCCUCCUCCACCGCAGGGACCUCCUCCGGGACGGGCCCCUCCACCUGCCCGCCCGCCGCCUCGCCCUGGCCUGUAGAGCAGGCAGGAGAGAGUUUAACAGGAUUUAAAAAGGCAACUCAGAGCCCCCCCCCAGCAAUCAGCACAUGACCAUCCUUGAUUGUACCUGCAAGCGAGGACACGCAAGUGCCUCGUGCGGCGCUCGGUGGGCCGAGGCCUUUCUGCCCUGUGAAGUGGAGCAGUGAGGACUUGUUUCCAGCUAUUUGUCUACACUGACUUUUGUACACAUUUAGCCCGACAGUGCAAUUGCUCUGAUGCUUGAAUUACACAGACAUUCCCUACAAAUGAGGUCAUGCGGGCCGGCUCAAAAACAUUCGCCUCCGUGGUCCUCAGAGCUGCCUCAGGCCCUGUUGUCCCCUCCAUGAGCUCACAAGAUUGGAUGAAUCCCGGCCAAGCAGAGGACCGAGCAGUGCUAACGCCUCUGUAUGAAGGCCCUCAACAAGGAGCACAGAUGUGUUCGAAACGAUCAUGACACUAAAGUACGUGCAUCUGCAACAGUCGUAUCUUUUCCCGAUCAGAGACAAAAGACUCGUAUUGCAAAUGUUCCACACACAGCAGAUCUGGACGAAUCUGAAAAGCCCCGUUUUUGUACUCUUGUUGAGCAAUUGCAUGCAGUAGCGUUUGAGUCAGCAUUUUGUUCUUUUUAUAACGUUUCUACCUUGUUUUAUACAACAUAUUUUUUAUUUGUACUUUUAGCAUCAAGUAGAUCACAUUUUCUGAGUUUUCAUUUUUUGCGGUUAGAUAUUUUCUGGUAAACACAUGUACAGAAAGUGUAUUGAAACAGCGAUGCAAUGUAUCUGAACUUUUGACUUCUGUAUGAAACCAGACUGAAGCGAGUCAUAGCUGGCCUAGUUUUUGUGCACACCAGAGAAAACACUAAAUUGGGGUUUAGACACUAAAUUAGCCUUAUUACUGUGACUGACCUGACCGAGAUGACUGCAAUCGCAGCGACAGCUGUGGACAAAAUGUGGACAAAAACAUGUCAGAGUCAGGGAAAAGCUUUGCACAUCGUCUCGCUCAUCCGCCCCCGGCCUCUAGCAAUAUGUGUAAAUAAUCAUUUGAUAUAACCAUGUGUGUUCAGAUAUCUGUGUGUGUGUGUGAGUGUGUGUGCGUCAGGAAGAAAGACUAGUCUACUAUAUGUAUUUGUGACAGCGCUCCCGCAGUAAACCGACCUGGGCCAGUAUGCCAGUUUCAUCAACUCCAACAAAAUGACCUCUGGGACAUUGCAUUGUUUCAUGGGUCACUCAGUUAAAUAAAAGGUUCAUAUGAAGCUGUUCUUUGAUGGUGAUCAGAAGUGUCUCAGCAGAAUGCACAUCACAUGCUCAUCCUUAAGCAAAGAGUCUUAUAUAAAUGUCAUGACAUAACUGAUAAGGCUGUAUGUAACUUUCCACCAAUACAGUAU
Molecule: messenger RNA, 3580 nt
Organism: Chelmon rostratus (copperband butterflyfish)
Lineage: Eukaryota; Metazoa; Chordata; Actinopteri; Chaetodontiformes; Chaetodontidae
Product: anthrax toxin receptor 1-like
Exons: 18
Coding region: 323-2197 (624 amino acids)
Cellular component (GO): membrane
Molecular function (GO): signaling receptor activity
Source: RefSeq, a predicted model, not a curated record